Messenger RNA from Solea senegalensis (Senegalese sole), 2540 nucleotides. RefSeq lists its product as uncharacterized. Gene Ontology annotation, cellular component: SCF ubiquitin ligase complex. Gene Ontology annotation, molecular function: protein binding. Gene Ontology annotation, biological process: SCF-dependent proteasomal ubiquitin-dependent protein catabolic process; protein polyubiquitination. The record is from RefSeq and is a predicted model, not a curated record. The transcript has 4 exons. The coding region runs from base 1033 to 2151 and encodes 372 amino acids. NCBI's taxonomy places the organism in Eukaryota, Metazoa, Chordata, Actinopteri, Pleuronectiformes, Soleidae.
UGACACCUGCUGGUGGAAAAACAUCAUCAUUACCACAACUGGAGCAAGAUAAGAAUAUAAAUAAGACAAAAAUAUUAAUAAAAUAUAAGAAUAUUAAUACAUACAUUAAGAGAUUUGCGGUGUUACAGCAGUCACAAAUCACAACGCUGUAGAAAAGUAGAAAUAAUGAAAGAGAAUUAAAUAUGUACAAGAAACAACCAUGGUAAACAUUAAAAGUGUAGAGAAAUGAACGACACCAUCUGUUCUUCCUCUACAAAGGUUUUAUUUAACAUUAUUAAUAAUAUAAUAAUUCCUCUUUGUGUCCCCUCCUACUUUAAACAUGUCAUUAUUUAUCAAACUAACUUUCAAAGAAUGCCUCACAAAUCUACAUGAAAACAAACAGCACUUUGCCAUAGGGGGCGCUCUUCCUCCCUCCAUGUUUAAAUCCAGGAGAACAACAGAAAAGCUCGCAGUUUAUGUCAUUAUUUAUUCGCUCCUAAAGUUUGAGUGUUAACCCCGCCCGCUGGUACAGCGCCGGUGCGCAAAACACACCCCCGGGCUCAUUUUGAUGACGUCAUCAGCACCGAGCCACAACCAUAACAAAGCUCAGCUGUUCGAGUGCUGAGCAGCUAAACUACUGCGAGCUGCGGUUUCUCCGUGUAUUUGUUUGUUUUGUGUCGUUAAUGUGAGCGUUUUCACGGUUUAUUACAGAUAAUAAACGACAUCUAUCCACACAUUCAUGAACCAGCGCGCGGUCAAAAGCGUUAAAUAAAUAAAGAAAGAAAGCUCCUUUGUCUGCUCCUGUUAGCUGCUAGCAGGUUAGCCUUUAACCGAGGUCCAAGCAUGUUUAACUAAAAGUGUCCUCAAUACAAACCUGAGUUUUCUUCAACAAACAGAAUAUGGCUGAACACACCUGGGCCUGAAAUAAACUCCUCCCCUCACUGAAACCCCUCCCCACACAGACUCGAGUCAUUUAUGUGGGAGCAGAAAUCUCUAGGUGCUGCCGCUGACCUCUGACCUCUACCAGUGACUGUUCUUACUUCCUCUGUCGCCAUGUCGCCACGGAAGAGGCCGCUGGUUCCUGUGAGCAGUCGCAGGAAAGCAGCGGACGACGUCUUCCCGUUCCACUUCCUGCCGGUGGAGUGUCAGCUGCACGUGCUGUCCUUCCUGAACGAGGUGGACAAGUGCAGCUGCGCACUAGUGAGUCUGAGCUGGAGUCGUCUCGUCCGCUCCUGGAAGCUGUGGCGAGUGGCCGACUAUUCCCGCCGCGGCGUCUUCCACCUGGGUCAGGAGGGGCUGCUGGUUUCCAACCGUGAGUUUGAGCGCUGGAAAGCCUGGGUCCACCAUUACACCCACCACCUCAUCUCCCGCCGGGCCAGUCUGCUCACGCUCAAGGCCAGCUUCGACCUUGGGGACCACUGCAACCAGUGGGGGGAGCUGCUGAGCCACCUGCUGGACAAUGUCCACUGCAGAGACCUCAGCCACCUGGACCUGAACUGGACCUUCACACUCCUGGAGCCUCUGGACCUCCGGGUCCACCCGAGUUCCAGCUCACACCAGGACAGCAUCACCAAGAUGGAUCAGGUCAUCAGUUUCCAGAACCUGCUGACCAAACUCACCCAGAGCUGCCCUCGAGUCUCCAGGAUGCGUCUCCACUUCGACUGGUCAGACACGUCGGUGUCGCUGCUCGCUCAGUUCCAGCAGCUGCGAGUCCUCGAGCUCAAAUACUUCUGGGUCUUCAAAGGCGUGACGCCGUCCACACUGCACACGCUAACCAAAGCCCUGCCCAACCUCAGGUCGCUGACACUGCAUGUCCUGGUACCACUGAGGAACCUGGGGAUCUCCUACACUCUGGAGUCUCAGUCUCUGGAAUUCCUGGACGUGUCUCCCAGUCGAGGUCUGGUCUUCAGCCGCCUGAAGCUUCCUGCUCUGCGCGAGCUCCGAGCCAAGAAGAUCGUCCGCGGCAUCACGCUGGACCGGAAGACCCGGCUGAGGAUCCAGCACCGGUGGCCGUGUCUCUACAAUGUCCUGCGAGAGGGAACACCAAAGCUGCAGGCCCUCAACAACGAAAGGCUGCUCCCCACCUGGAGGGAACGCAGUUACCGCGAGCUGUCGGCCAUCUUAGAACAGUCCUGUUACUGCGUCCAGCACCUGGACAGCUGGCUGUGGUGAUCAGCUGACUCUGCGGUGAGCUGAGGACCAGGCAGCCUCUCUGUCAUGUUUCCAUCAUGGUGCAGUUCAGGCUUGUGUUUGGACUGAGAACAGUGGUGUGGGCGGAGUGUGGGGGCGAUGGAUGACGCCCAACAAGACACAGUCAGUCUUUGAGGACAGACCGAGGACGUGAAAGAAACACCAGUCACAGGGAAGUGACAUGCAGUGUUUAAGCUCCACCCUGACUGUACCGUUACGGUGGUAACUCAAGGGAAGGAGACUGAAAAUGGAAACUCAACAAAACCGAAACGUUUGUUCUCUGCUGCAUUCCAGUUGUAGUUGGAAUGAUUCCACGAUGGCCACUCCCACUUCAAUAGAACACAGAAUAAAGUUUUUAGAUUUUAAUUAAA